ACAUGAGAGCCGUAGCAACAGUAUGAAUAUGAUGAAAGGGAAAAAAACCUAUUUUCAUCGAUUUCAUGUAGUCGGUUCAUUCAAGCACAUACGGUGAAACAUUGAUUUGAACCAACGAUUCGAGUCAGUCGGGCAUGGUCGUGUUUUCCAACUAGAAGCCAAAUUAUCGAGUGCAGCAAAAAAGACGACAGAUAAAAAAAAGAGAAUUUUAUUAUCGAAUCGUCGACAUACAUACAACAACCGAAAUAAAAAGAGUCUACACUAGCUGCUCUUUCGAAGAAGGAAACUAAUUUUGCUUGAAUCAUUCGACGACAAAUAGUGAGUGAGAAAAAAGGAAGAAAAAAAAACACACACAUUCGUUGAUUCAUCAUUUCGGUUUUUCUACGAAUUGAACAGCGACCAGGAAUUGCACACUCAGCGAUACACACUGAACCGGUAAUUACAGAGAGAUAGCAAGAAGAAAAAAAAUAAUAAAUUUCCUUAGCGCCACAAAGCGUAAUGAAUAAGUUUUGAAAAAAUUCAAUGGAAUUUCGGUUGGGGACAAAAGAAAAAAAGAGUCAUGUGCCGCGCGCAAAAUUUUUGAGUGUCACAAGUUCAAAGCGAAAAAAAAUCAAUUGUGGAUAAAGUGCAAGUUGUGAGAAAUUUCUCGUGAAAGGGUGGUGUCAUUCUAGCUUCAUUCCGUUUGUGAAUAUGCUGUGCUUUCGAGCAACCAAAAUGAGCAAAAAAAGAGAACAAAUCGAUAUUAAUUGAAAUGAAAGGAACGAAAAAAAACACACAGAGAGAGAGAGAGAGAAAGAGAGAGAGAGAGAGAGAGAGAGAGAGAGAGAGAGAGAAAGAGAAAUAACGGCAAUUCAUUAAUAGAAUUUUUUUUUGGUUAUUAAUAAAUGAGUGGAUCGUUCUGUAGGUCAUUCAAAUAUUUAUUAUUUGGCUGCUUGGUUUGUUAUGCAGUGAAAAUAACAUAUCAUACACUCAAUAGAAUCGGACGCCUUCUCUCUCUCCCUUCGUUGGUGUUCGAUGAGUUGAAGUAAUGUUGCGUGCGAGAGUUUGGUGUUUGUGCGGUUUGUUUUUCGUGUUUUAUAUUUUAAUUUUAGUUGGAUGGCAUAUCGCUUUCAUUCACAAGUACACGAAAAAGGUGUAUAGAACAAUCGAAAUUUCGAUUACAAUCGCUUUUUCAAGAGAGAAAGAGAAAAAAAAGCCCGAUUUCAAUGCGAAAUAGCAUUGUGUGCGAGUGUAUAUGAAAGAGUCUCAGUUCUGCCAUAACGCUAUGUGUGUAUACAUUGUUAGAUACUUUUUUUUCUGUCUUUCAUAUCAAAUAUACAACAAUCGCCAAGUAGCAACUCACACAUUGCAUAAAUGUGAACAACUUUAUAUGAAUUAUAGAAAAAUACAAAAGAAACUAUCGAAGGAAAAAGAAUGAAAUGAAAUGAAACAAUUGAAUUAACCUCCGAUGAAACAGUGCUAAUCAUUAAUUAAUAUAUGCCAAACCGAAUCAUUCGCUUUGAAUCCGACAUUUCUGAUGCAUUCCCUUGUAUGGCAUUUUGGUUUUAUUUCAGCUAUUUAUCGUGAAAUGAAUUUAUGAAGCAAUAAAAUGUGAUAAAUAACGUUGGAUGAAUGAAACCAAGUUGAGUUCAUGUGAAAUUGAGAUGUGUGUGUGUGUGUGAGUGAGUGAGUCAAGCUUCCAAGAAAUGAGUUUCUGUCGGAAGCAACAAAAAAAUGACAAAGAGAGCAAGUGCAGUCAACCCAGUCUCUUGGCCUAUUCAUGAUUCAAAUGCCAACACAGUACAGUGUUUUUCCACAUCAACAACAACUUAUCACACGGUUUCAUACGCAGUAGCUUCGAAAUGUUUGACGAUUUUUUGCAAAAGAAGCUCCAAAAAAGAGAUCACAUUCGCCGUGCUGCUUCUUAUUUUUGUUUACAAGUGAUUCACGUUUGACAUUUUUGCUGCAUCACAUCAUCUUUUGUCGAUUGCCGUACGUCACCGACAAAUGCACUCAUAAUAUCAAGAGAUUUGCACCGAACUUCAUACAUACCUUACGCACUGAGUAAAUAUAAGUCAAGUGAAAUCACAGUGCCGAAUGAUCAGUUUUCUUUUUCUAUGGCUGUUUUCAUUCAAAGUAAACAAUUAAUGUAGCGCGGAAACCAUGAGUGUAAUCGCGCGAAUAGAUAGCGGUAUAAUAGAAACCAAGUAGAUACGAGAGAAAAAAAAUCAAAGAGAGAUAUAACGAAAGUGUUCAAUUUUAUCUUUGCACGCGUGUAUUCGACUGUUCGUAUUGCCUUUGUAUGCAAUUGGCGAUGGAUCGAAAUCCCAUCGUAACUGUAUGAGGAAAAAAGUGUGUGUUUCAGCGUUAAGCUUGGCAACGAAUGAUAUUUGUGAGUGACGUGCUCCGCAUUAUUAUCAACAGGAAACUAAAUACCAAGCGUACAAACAGGGUGUGAACAGUUUCAACUUACAGUCUCGUUCAGACGAUUGCAUGCAAGCCCAGUACAUGCAAACCAGCCCAAAUUGAAAUACGAAUGAAAGAAUUGAAGAAAAAAUCCCCAUAAAAUGCGCUCCGCAUUCAGCUUAUUUACGACCAAACCCAUAAUAAUUUUCGUUCGCUUUUGAAUUCAAGUAUUGACGAAUUUCCAGCACACGUUGGCCCUAAGUCACAGUGUCGCCAUUGGAGCUCAUUUACCAAAUGAAUUGAAUACAUGCAAAUCCCUUUUUAUGUGCAAAAGGCCGAUAACGUUUUGUGUUCAAUGGCAUAUCCUUCAGUCGGAUGUGUUUUUUCUUUCUGUUUCGCUUGUUCUUUCUUUCCUCGAUGAUAAACCGUGCACGCUUCGUUCGACAAAAACAAAAGAGAAUUCUUUGUUAAAACAAAACGAAAAAGAAAACCUUUGGCGUUAAAUCCACAUUCUGUGCUUCUUUAAGCUAAUUCUUUAAGCCGCUUUCUUUGGAUUCCGCGAAAUUCACAACACACAUUGCGGCAAACCGCCAUCGCAUGAGUCAAUCUAUUAAAUACGUUACAGUAAUUUCUACCUUCGUAUGCAUAAAUUCACAUUUUAUCCGUCGAUUUUGUCGUCGUUUAUUUUUCCGUUUGCCCGCCACUUCCAUCCAGCGCGAUUAACGGAUAAAUUGUACGCUCGUGCAGGCAUGCACAAAGGGAAAAGCACUUUCUGCAAGACAUUUACCCCAUUAAAUAUUCAAACGAAUCCUUGAGAGAUGGAUUUCUUCGUAACUGCAGUGCAAUUCAAACCACUUUCCCCAAUCGAAUCGGUCGUGUCACGCAUUCGCUCAUGAAUAAUAAUAACAUGUGUUAUAUGGCCAUUCUGCAUUUCACUGCAUAGAUUUUUGUUUUUUUUUUCAACGACGGCCAUUAGCGAGCAAUUGAGAAACAAUUUCGAGUGAAAAUAGUUUCAUUGGUCGGAGCAUGUCGCCAAAAUGGCCCAUAUUUCAGUUUGUUGGCUCGAUGCCGUUUGAAUCUAAUUAUUUUCGAAAUUGAAAUGAAAGAAACGUGGGCCAUUCGACCGAAAUGUAUGCUACGCCGCUGGCAUCACCGUCAAUUACUAACUUUAAAUCGCCCGGAAAAGAUCAAAUGAAACGCAAAUACAAAAAAAAUUAAGCGGCUCCUUUUUGCGGUUUCACUGUUUGUUUAUAUAAUAUCUUUUAGGAUGAACCGUUUGGCAACAAAUCGAUCGUCAAAAUCGAUUUCAUGUUCAAAUGUUUAAUUCAAUUGGAAAUCGGUUGCCAAGGGUCAGUAAAUCUAUUUUUAUACGAAAAAUUCCAACUGUUUCCAACUCUACGCCAACUUCCAAAUAACCCAUCAAAUAAAUGAAACCAGAACGCACACUGCAAAAUGGUCGACUCUCUAUCGUCGUUCGUCAUGCAUUCUGAAAGUGAAUGGAAGCGAGAGACUCGAACCGUUGACAUUCUCAUUUCCUUGUGCCUUAUGUUUACUAUGAAAUAUUCACACAUUGAACUCAUUUAAAAUAUAUGUGUGUAUGUGUGUGUGGCAGCGAACGGAAAACGAGUGAGAAACUGCACAAUAGUUGCUAAUGUCGACUUUGAACUUGUUGUCACUCACCAAUAUAUAGUUACGAUGACUUUGUUCUGUUCAACUGCGGUAAAGUGACAGAAUGAAAAAAAAAAACUGCAUUUCAACGUCAUCAAUUUAAUUCUUGUUUGAGAGAAAAAACGCGUUUGGAUGUUGACAAGACGUAAAUAUUCGGAGUUCGCUCUAUAUGAAUAUACAAAUGAUGUUUUUGAUGGAAACAACAGCAGCAACAACAACUGGUUUCACGCUAAACAGAGAUUUUUACGCGUAGUGCCCAGCAAAUGAAGCGAGAAAAUAAAGCGGAUUGUAUUCGUAAUCCAAUCUUUUUCAAUUGCUACAGGCACUGGACCCGAUGAGGGCAAAUUAUUUUUAAUUCUUGGUAAAUCAAAUAAGUCGGUCGUUUGUGUUUAUGUGUGUUUGCCUUAUGCGUCAGCGUCUCGUGAUGUAUAUACAUAAUUCGAAACACUCGAAAAUUAACCAUGAAGAAUGACAAAUUUUGCAAUUAUACCAAAUGUUAAGACUUCCAUGAAUGAUACUAAAAGAAUAAUUCCAAAGAAAAAACGUCUAUACGGUUUUUCCACAGAAUUCCUUCAAUACAAUAUAUAUAGAAAUCCGCCAUCGUUGACUCAUUUGAUGCGUGAUUGCGAUAACAUUAUAUUUUGGUAUCAGCGAAUUUUUCGGGAAAACACUUGAAAAUAUUAAAUUUAUCCUCUGAACAUUGUUCAGUGAACAAUCGCUAUUAGCUAAUGUAGAACUGUUGAUAUGAACAUAUUGAAACUAAAGGCACGUGGACGAAGGUUUCUUUUUGCUCAUGAUUGAAGAACAAAUUCAGUCAACAAAAAUAUUCUCAAAAACCCACAUAUUUCCGUUGAAACUAUUCACGAUAAGCUUGCCAUUGAAAUGUAGUUAUUAUUCCAUUUUUUUAAACUCAAAUCAUGACAGCAUGUAUCAUUUGUAUUUUUAAAAAAUAUGGGUAUUUCAAGAAUAAAUGUCACCCUUUUAUCAACAGAUAUUCCAUAUAUCAUGUGUUGAUAAGAUGUCAGUUAAAACAAAUUCGAACUGAUGAUUCAUGCAUUUAUCGCAUAUCCAAAUUCGAUCCAUGUAUUCUGUGUUUAUCGUAAAACGUAUUUGAAAUACCGUCCCAUAAACCCGAUAUUGAGCGCAUAAAUACAAUUAAAUAUUUUACAUAAACAAUUUUUGAUUGGGAGCAGCGAUUUUUUCAAGUGUAAAUCGAUUUCAUUAGCCGUUUUCAGGAUGUUUAAACCAAUUUUCGGUUCAGCGACUUUUCAAUUGAGUAAUUGUUUACAAAACUUCUAACGCAGUAAUCAACAUCUAAAAUCUCAACAGCAAUUUUAUUCAAUUGUUAAUAUUCAUUAGCGAACUAAAGGAGAGAAAAAACGCCGCAGUAAAUGAAUGGAGAAUGUUUUAUUUAUAACAAACUAUACUUUUCCCGUACGUUGCAUGCGGGAUAGAAAUGAUUGAAAGCAAAAUUACGCUGCCCGUACCGCGUACUAUAUGCAAAUUGUGUGUUUGAGUUGUAGAUGUGGUCUGCCGUUACUUACUGCUCACUGUAUGGCCGUAACAAUCGCAAGAUGAAUUUUCAACAAUGCCAAGGUCUUAGACAUGUGCAUUUGUAUGUUAUAAAUAGAACGUAGUUGAAGCUACACUGCACAACAGAUGAAUCUUGUGUGCGAUUAUUUGCCGAAGUUUCAUAGCUUUUGUUUCAAUAUAUUCCUUUACCGUGUUAUCUUCGUGUAAAUUGAGAUAUUGGUAUUCGUGUGUGCGUGAUUGUAGUUAGAGUCGCAGUUUCAUUUUUUUAAUGUAGCAUGUGAGUCAUCGGUUUAUUGUGUUUCAAUAGCUAAAUUUACAACAUUUUUUAGGGCUGUAUAUGAUUUGUUUUCAUUUUUCAUGAGUGUUGUUGCAUUCUUGGUAAUUGCAUGAGUAUCUUAAUUCAGUUUCGUGAUUGGAUUGACGUGCUUUGUGCCAAUGCAACAACUGUUAGCGUCGAUUUUUCUAGUGCGCGGCAAAUACAUAUGUAUAGUGUUCUGUGCUUAAUUAGGCAGAGUCAAAGUGCAGAAUAAAUAACUAAAUUGAUAUUUAGUAGCUUUAACCCACAUCGAAUUGUGUUGGAACUUGUUUCAAAUGAAGCGACAUCAAGAUUACAUUCGUUUAUGUCUGCUUGUUUAUUAAUAUCGAAACUAUAAUUCGAUGCGUGAACGUCUGAAUUCGAUGGCGGAUAGUGUAAACAAACGUCGUCGUAAUUCCAAAUGGUCGUUGAUUUGUGAGCAAUAGUGAGUGAUGUUUGACAUUUUAAUUUACAUUAUUAAUGAGAAAGAAGUCAGUGAGACGCACGGCAGAACACCUUAGAUAAUUGUCUGACUCAGAGAUUUAUUUUGCCUUUGAAAAAAAAGAGAACAUUACGUAAAAAUGUUAUCCAGACAAACACAAUUUGCCAACUUCUUUUUUUAUUGUUUUAUUUUUCGGCUGUCCGAGGAGGGGAACACUUUAGUUGCCUUGCAUUCCCAUAAACAAACUUUAUUUAUUCGUGUUUUAUCGUCUUUGCAUACGCGAAAAUAACAACAAAGAAAUCCAUUUAGUUGAAACUUCACGCUAAGCCACACAAUGGAAUCAGUAAACACUUCGCAUAUUUAGUUAAAUGAUUUGCCGCCAAGAAUAUUUCAAUUAUUUUAAAUGCGGCUUUUCCCCACCAACAACUUAGAUAAUGACCGACCAAAUUUUUUGUUUAAUGUCACCUUUUUCAAGGUGAUAAAUCAUUCUUGGAACUUUAAUUUUGGCAUCGGCUUAAAUUUCAUAGUUCGUCAAGGGAAUAGAAGUUUGGUUGUGAAAAUUAAAAAGAAAAUACUUGAAAUUGGACACAGCCCGGAAUGUGGGUGCCUUAUCAAAAAAAAAAAAACAAUAACAGAUACUCAUUACGUCAUUGAGGAUAACGUCGUUGAAUAUCAGCCAAGUGCAACACUCUCUUCGAUCAUACACCUCGGUAUUGGCAAUUGAAAGGCAGUGGAAUAAUCCAAUUUCCCCCAUACAUCGUUCACGGAGCGCCACUCAAUCGAGAAGUGUUACAUAAAUUCGUGUUGAGUGAAAUGUUUGUAAACUUGCAAAGUGUUUGAAAUUUUUUUUUUCAACUAAAAAAGGUGAACUCUUAAUUUAAUUUCAUUAGCACCGUAUAAAUGUUGAUCAGAUGAAGAGAGAUAGAAGAAUUUUUUUUAAGAAUUAACAGAAAGAGAGAAAAGUUCGUUCAUAUUAAUAUAGGUUAUGUGCUGUGAAUUUAACAAGGCACUUAAUCGAUAAAUAAAUAAAAUGAAGCGCUAAACAUUCCAAAUUGGACCGUCGCGGUAUUACAUAUGUGUAAACCGAUAUAUUCUGCUAUUGGUAUUUUCCAAUUGAAAAUACCGAAAGAAAUUCCAUCGAUUUUUUUUCUUUUUCCAUUGAAUUGCAUACGGUCGAAUCUUUCCAUGGUAUCGAUAACAAGAACCGAAUGUUAGAACACUAUUUGUGUUGUCGUAUUAGUGCUAUAGUGUAGUGGGUCUAUUUAAAUCAGAACAUGCCUGUUUUGUAAAUUGAGUAAAACACUAGUUGGAAAUAUUCUACGAUACCGUAAGCAAUCUAUACCCGAGUUACUGUUUGUGCUGUUCAUUCGAAUGAUUCUAUUUUUCGUUCCCCUAUCAAGUGGAAUAAAAUCGAUAAGUUGAUAAGAAAUGACAAAAAAAGCCUGCCGUUGAUAGGACAAACGUUUAAAUGAAUUAAGACAAGAUUUUGUCGAUCGACACUUUAUCAAACGUAUCAUUUUGAGUCGAACUUGCUUCAGUCAGGUUGUUUCUCCAUUGAAAAUUGAUGGUUGGCUAAAAUUGCGCAUGACACAAGUUUCAUCGAAAAUGAUGGGGACACAUUCAACCAAGCGAUCCACAAACGUACGGAAUAGUUGAAUGAUUGCUACUUAAUGAUUUAUUGCUGUUUGUCCCAUAAUUGGUUUAUUUGUCAUACAUUCAUACACAUGCACAUUCAACGUCUGACGCCGAGACAACAAAUCGAUUGGUAGCGCGCUCGCGUCAUUCGCACUUCAAUUCACUGAAUUCGAAACGAAGUAUUUGUGUUCAUUUUUAUUCUCUUCUUCGCCGAGUUCAAGAGCAACAGCGACAAUUGGACAAGCACCACACAUCAAACAUCAAAAACACAAAAAUUCAUCCAAAUGAGAUUGAUCAACAUGCUGAAUUCAACGUACAAACAUGUACUUCAUUGCAUAUUGCUCUUUGCUGUGAUUAUCACCUUCGAAAUCCUUUCCGGCGGCAUAAAAAUCAACGAGAACUCGUUCACUGUGGUCGAUCCGUGGACGGAAUAUGGCCAAAUACCCACAAUCAUAUUAUAUUCAUUGAGAUUAUUAACAUUCCUAACGAUACCACAAGUAUUGUUCAACUUUUGCGGCCUAGUAUUUUAUAAUGCGUUUCCGGAGAAAGUUGUGCUCAAGGGAAGCCCACUGUUGGCACCAUUCAUUUGCAUACGAGUUGUAACCCGUGGCGAUUUUCCCGAUUUGGUGAAAGCAAAUGUUACACGAAACAUGAACACAUGCCUCGACACAGGCCUGGAAAACUUCCUCAUGGAAGUGGUCACCGAUAAACCCAUCAAUUUACCAAAACAUCGGCGCAUCCGUGAAAUUGUUGUGCCACAUGACUAUCAGACGAAGUCAGGCGCUCUGUUUAAAUCACGUGCACUACAGUAUUGCCUCGAAGACCAUGUGAAUGUACUUAACAACACCGAUUGGAUUGUGCAUUUGGAUGAAGAGACACUGUUGACGGAUAACAGUGUUCGCGGCAUCAUCAACUUUGUUCUGGAUGGAAAGCAUCCAUUCGGACAAGGAUUAAUCACGUAUGCCAAUGAGAAUGUUGUAAAUUGGUUCACAACAUUAGCCGACAGUUUUCGUGUGAGUGACGACAUGGGAAAGUUACGUUUGCAAUUCAAACUAUUCCACAAGCCGUUGUUCAGUUGGAAAGGGUCGUACGUUGUGACUCAACUGCAAGCUGAGAAGCAAGUGUCUUUCGACAAUGGACUUGAUGGUUCGGUGGCCGAGGACUGUUUCUUUGCGAUGCGCGCAUUCAGUCAAGGAUUCACGUUCAAUUUCAUUGAGGGCGAAAUGUACGAAAAGUCACCGUUUACAUUAAUCGAUUUUUUGCAGCAACGCAAACGAUGGCUACAGGGAAUCCUGUUGGUUGUACACUCGAAAAUGAUUCCAUUGAAGUACAAACUACUGCUAGGCGUAAGCGUUUAUUCGUGGGUCACGCUACCGCUAUCCACAUCGAAUAUGAUCUUUGCUGGACUCUAUCCCAUACCGUGUCCGUACCUUAUGGAUUUUGUUUGCGCAUUUAUUGCCGCCGUCAAUAUUUAUAUGUAUGUAUUUGGUGUACUAAAAUCGUUCUCGUUAUAUCGCUUCGGUUUGGCGCGGUUUGUAUUGUGUGCGGUCGCAGCCGUUUGCAUAAUUCCAGUUAAUUUGGUUAUAGAGAAUAUGGCCGUUAUCUGGGGCUUAGUUGGUAAAAAACAUAAGUUUUAUGUUGUAAAAAAAGACAUUCGGUCUCUGGUGACUGUUUAAAUUUUUGUUUCUCAUUUCUAAGCAGAAUUUCAUAAAUACAUACACACCCAAACACAUACACCAACACAACAAAGUAUCUAACUUAAAAAAAAUUAGUUUUAAUCCAUUUCGAUGCUAUUGUUUCCUUUUUUUUUGUAGAUACAAAUUGUGAAGAAGUAGAUGAAAAAAAUGGAAAAGAAAAGAAAAUCAUUAUAUAUGCAUUAUAUUACACAUGCACCAGAUCCAUAUUUGAAAUGUUCAUUUAGCAAACUAAUAACUUCUUCCAAACGAACGAGAAAAAAGAAAAUGUAAGGGAUAUUUAUCUCCGUAUUAUCCAUUUGAUUAUGUAUCUUUUAAAUUGGUUCACAAAUUAGAAACUUGCUUUUAAUUAGGUGAAAUGGUUUCGUUUAAAUUGGCUUUAUGUAAUUAUAUAUAGCUAUGCUAAGUGUGCUUGUUGUGUACAGAUGAUUAGCGCAUGUGGGUGCGAUGCGAUGAUCAAAAAUGAAUGCCUCACCAUCAUCCAAAUUUAAUGUCAUUAAACAAAGUACAUAAACCAUUCACAUUUCAAAUUCACCAAAUCUUAAAUUGACAUUUUACGCAACACCACCACCUCUUCUCCUCUGCCCUCGAACAACUGAUGAGAAAUUCCUUUUUGCACCAAAAAUUACCAUUAAGUUUAACGAAGAGAAAAAAAAAAAGUAACACCAUAUUAUAAAGUACAGGCUAGCAUUAGUUUUGUUAUUAAAUGCGGGUUCAAGCUCUGCUAAAAAGAGACGAGAAACAUUUAACUAAGUAUAUGAAAGAAACAAAAAACAAUUGAAACGAAAAAUGUCUGUUUUCAAAAUUCUAUUUAUUUAUCGAAAAAACCAAAAUAAAUCUCAUUUUUGGCAUUAAUCAAAAA
Sitodiplosis mosellana (orange wheat blossom midge) is the source of this 10514-nucleotide messenger RNA. Its product is annotated as beta-1,4-mannosyltransferase egh. Lineage: Eukaryota; Metazoa; Arthropoda; Insecta; Diptera; Cecidomyiidae. The coding region runs from base 8243 to 9634 and encodes 463 amino acids. The record is from RefSeq and is a predicted model, not a curated record. Gene Ontology annotation, cellular component: cytoplasm. Gene Ontology annotation, molecular function: beta-1,4-mannosyltransferase activity. The transcript has 4 exons.